CUCCAACUCCACUCCUGUCUCCUUAGUCCUUUCACAGAAUGACGGCUGGACUCAAAAACAACAUGAUAACAGCUGCUGGCUGCUGCUAUCGAUUAUUGAUAAAUACAACAAAAUAAUAAUAAAAGUGUAAACAGUUUAAAUAAAAAAAGGAAUAAUUUUGUUAAAAAGUAUUCGCUAUUGUGUUUUUGUAAGGUAUCAUCAUGAUGAUACGGUUCUAAUAUAAAAUAAUAUUGUUAUAUUUAUGUAGCAGCAGUCAAUGUUGGAGUCGGUCGAAGAACAAAUUGAUUCAUAUGUUUUUUUCCUUUUUACGUUAUGGGAUUUCGAUUUCUGAAUGGAUACUUUUAACUGGUAUGUAGAGAGUUCAUCGUCAUUACAUCAAGUAAAAUCCUUGGGUUUAUGCGAUUUGUCAAAUGUACAACUAAGGUUCCUGUGUCCACAAGAUAUAAAUGAGGUAAAUGCAUUAUGUGUGGAUUGUUUUCCCGUAGAGUAUCCGAGAUCUUGGUACGAAGACAUUACUUCUAAUCCAAAGUUUUAUUCAUUGGCUGCUAUUCACAAAUCGGCUAUAAUCGGUAUUAUAGUAGCAGAAAUCAAGCUGUACAUAAAAUUAUCACCAAAAGAAAGAGAAGUAGUAUCGCCUUCAGCUGGAAAAUUCACUCAAGUUGGAUAUAUUUUAAGUCUAGGAGUAAAUAAAUCGUAUAGGCGCAAUGGAAUCGCUUCAUUGUUGUUGGACAGUUUGGUGUCGCACCUUAUGUCGCCAGAAUCUCAAAAUUGUAAAGCAAUUUUCCUGCACGUGCUCUCUAGUAAUUCGUCCGCGAUUUCCUUCUACGAGAGAAAACAUUUUAGGUUACAUUCGUUUCAUCCAUAUUAUUACAUGAUAAACGGAAUAAACAAAGAUGGGUUUGCAUAUGUGCUGUACAUAAACGGAGGCCACCAACAGUGGAUGAUAUUUGACGUCUUAAAGUACAUCUACACGACUGUUUGCGAACUAAGCGUUGUAAGAUGGACAUUAAGUAAAGCUCGGAAAGCUGCUCGACGUUAUUGGCCGAGACUCAGACGUAUAGCAUCUCAGAAUACUAGCACAAUUAUGAUCGACUGUAGCUGAAAAACGUACGCUGAAGAGACGUGUACUUUUAUAUAAUAUUACCACAACUGCCAACAUUAUAUUUACACGAUAUUGAUUCUCUUCUUGCAAAUCUAUUAAAACCACGUUAUUGUCUUCUUAUAAUUUAUUACAUAAUAUUUAACUGUUAUCUUCAAGUUAGUGUUAACGAUUAACUUAAUAUAUAUAUAUAUAUAUAUUUCAAAUGGAUUAAUUAUAUCUAUUACGAUUGGGCAAUUUUCUUUAAAUGUCUUGCCAACGACUAUUCAAACAAUUGUAGAAACUAACGCAAAUUUGUUUUGUUAUGUAAUGUUAUUUUUGGUUUUGGUCGGAGCUUUAGCAAUAUUAUAAUACUAGUUUAAAAAUGUACAUAUUUAUUUAAAAAUGUUUGUAUGUAUAUGUUAUUAUUUAUCAAAUUCUGGGUCCAUUGGAAAAAGUGUCAAACUAUCUACUAUAUCUACGGAAGACUAAUCUUUACUAUUUUUGUAUAACAUAAACAAUAUUACAAAUUAUUCUUAAUAAUUAAAAGAUUACAUUAUAUAGUAAUUAUUUUUUAGUAUAAAACUAUGAAUAGCAUUAUAUUAAAAAUAUUAAAUUGAUUUAUUGUCAAUUUGUAAAAUUAUUUUUCUAACGUUGAACAAAUUGUUCUUUUGUUUUUCAUUAAGACCGUUUUCUAGUCAGAUUUUUAUUUUAAUAAUAUUUGAAGUUAAUCUCUAAUUUUUUUUUAUAAUGUUAUUUCUAUCAACAGCCAUUUUGUUCUUUUGUUGUUAUUUUUUUUUGACAAAACAUUAACUCAAGUGUAUGUUUUAUUACGAACACUAAACGAAUAAAGUAUUAAACUAAAGAUCUUUAUUUCCCAAAAUAAAAAUAUAUUAACUUGUGUAUUCGAUUAUUUGUUUUAUAUUUUAUUUAUGUUUAUUUAUAGUUUAAUGUUAUUAUUUUGAUAUACAUUUAAAAACCAUUUAUUAUAAUAAUUAUUGUU
Adelges cooleyi (spruce gall adelgid) is the source of this 2081-nucleotide messenger RNA. RefSeq names its product N-alpha-acetyltransferase 60 (gene Naa60). The record is from RefSeq and is a predicted model, not a curated record. Gene Ontology annotation, cellular component: Golgi membrane. Lineage: Eukaryota; Metazoa; Arthropoda; Insecta; Hemiptera; Adelgidae. The transcript is spliced from 6 exons. Gene Ontology annotation, molecular function: protein-N-terminal amino-acid acetyltransferase activity; histone acetyltransferase activity. The coding region runs from base 332 to 1102 and encodes 256 amino acids. Gene Ontology annotation, biological process: N-terminal peptidyl-methionine acetylation.